GAGAGGCAGAAGAAGGCAGGAAGGAAGCGACGAAUGAAAGGCUGCUCCAACUCUGCCAGCUCUCUUUUAAUUUUACUGCGGACCUAACAGGACAGCAGCCUCCAAAACUUUACAAACAUCUCCUUUUCUUUUUGCAUUUUAGUUAUUUUAUUGAGUCGGUCUCUGUUUAUUAAACGCUGCCAGCUGACUUUGACGCAAUAUGUCUCCAGAGAAAACCUUCAAACAAAGGAGGACGUUCGAGCAGCGAGUAGAAGACGUCAGACUGAUCCAGGACCAGCACCCCAACAAGAUUCCUGUGAUCAUUGAGAGAUAUAAAGGAGAAAAACAGCUGCCCAUCCUGGAUAAGACCAAAUUCCUGGUGCCAGACCACGUCAACAUGAGUGAACUAAUCAAGAUCAUCAGGAGGCGCCUCCAGCUCAACUCAAACCAGGCAUUCUUUCUGCUGGUUAACGGCCACAGCAUGGUGUCUGUGUCUGCGCCCAUCUCCGAGGUCUAUGAGCGAGAGAAGGAUCAGGACGGCUUCCUGUACAUGGUGUAUGCCUCUCAGGAGACUUUCGGCCACCACAGCACGGGCAACCUGGAUCUGUCGGGGUCCUUACCUUCAGUGUUGUAGCUCUGCAGCCCCUCAGCAGGAUUAAUGUCCAUGUGUAUAUAUAUAUAUACAUAUAUAUACGUUACAGGUAGCGAGGUCACAUCUAGGUGGGGAAUGCUCCUCCACUUCUCUAUGGAUCCAUUUAUAUAAAACGCUUACAUUAAACAGUUACUGAAGCCAGCUUUAGGGUUUGGGAGGGAUAGGAUGAGGAGGCUGGGUUCUGAUGUUUUUAUGCAGGUUUUUAUUGAAAGUGUGGGGAUUUUUUUUUUCUUUGCUUCUUUGGAACUUCUGAAACUAGAUAGAGUAGAUCUUUCAUGUCCGCUGCUUCCACAUUCCCAUCGUGGUCCUAAUUGCCUGAUAUUAUUCCUGUCCCUUUCUGACAUCUUUGCUGCAACUAAGAUUAUUGGAAACUGCUUCGCUCUUAGAACAGAUGAUCGUAGUUUGCAUAAAGUACACAGAGAUUUAAGAAGACGGAUAUUAAACAGCGUCCCGAGGAGUGUCGCCAAGUCGAGUUUUGGAAGCACUACAAGGAGCUGAUUCCACGUGUGAACAGAGGAUGACGAUGUUUCUGCGAAGGAAGGGGAGGGAUGUUGUGUCCUCGUCUUCUUUGCUUUAUUUCUUCCUUCGGAGAAAUUCCCGGUAAAAGUUCAGUUAAAAGCUCUUUAAAUGCGGGAAUCUACCACCUCUUCUGUGGGUUUAUUUUAAAGGGCUGAACUGUGGAUUAACUCGCCUUUCCUCCUGCCGUCAUGCACCUCCUCUUCAUACUCGCAGCCUAUUGAGGUUUAGCUGCUUUAUACCGAAGUGUUAUUGUUUUGUUUUAUUUAAAGUGAUUUUAAUCUAUGGUUUUUGACUCUGCAGUUUGUAAAGUGACCUGUCGGCGUGUUUGUUACAGAGGGGUGGAGCAUUCGUUGAAAAGAUGCACAUCCUGCCCGCCCCUUUGUUUCUCUCACACAUUCAGCAAUACAGCAUUGUUUUAUGUAUUUAUGUUGGACCAUUGUAAACAAUAAAAA
Cyprinodon variegatus (sheepshead minnow) is the source of this 1602-nucleotide messenger RNA. RefSeq names its product microtubule associated protein 1 light chain 3 beta (gene map1lc3b). The record is from RefSeq and is a predicted model, not a curated record. The coding region runs from base 200 to 613 and encodes 137 amino acids. Gene Ontology annotation, molecular function: ubiquitin protein ligase binding. Gene Ontology annotation, cellular component: autophagosome membrane; cytosol; autophagosome. Gene Ontology annotation, biological process: autophagosome assembly; cellular response to nitrogen starvation; macroautophagy. The transcript has 4 exons. NCBI's taxonomy places the organism in Eukaryota, Metazoa, Chordata, Actinopteri, Cyprinodontiformes, Cyprinodontidae.